Messenger RNA from Triticum turgidum subsp. durum (durum wheat), 2076 nucleotides. Lineage: Eukaryota; Viridiplantae; Streptophyta; Magnoliopsida; Poales; Poaceae. The record is from the annotation of a GenBank genome assembly.
AUGGACCUUCGAGAAAGUACGGUGACAGAAAUGAUCCAAAGGGAUGAAAGAUCAAAAUGGUUAUCAUAUAGCAACCAUAACAUAAAAUGCUUCACAGAGGCCGAGAUAGGAAGAAUUACCAGCAACUAUGAAACUAUCAUUGGAAAAGGUGGCUUCGGAGAAGUUUACAAAGGUGUUCUCCAAGAUGGAAGAAUAGUUGCAGUCAAGAAAUUUGUGUGUAAUGUAGAAGAAAAUUUUGCCAAAGAGCUUAAAGUCCACUGUGAAAUCAACCACAAGAAUGUAGUUAGGCUCAUUGGCUACUGUGCCGAGGAAAAUGCCCUAAUGAUAGUCAGUGAGUAUAUAUCUAAAGGGAAUCUUAGCGAUGUUCUUCACCAUGAAUGCAUUCCCAUCACAAUGGAUACACGACUGCGAAUUGCGGUGGAGUGUUCAGAGGCAUUGUGUUAUAUGCAUUCACAAAUGUAUACUCAGGUCAUUCAUGGUGAUAUCAAGCCUGCCAAUAUACUAUUAGAUGACAACUUCAAUGCAAAAAUAUCUGACUUUGGAAUAUCAAGACUUGUCAACACAGACUCAGCCCUUUUCACUGAGCAUGUAAUGGGGAGCAUAGGUUACAUGGACCCUUUGUUUGCUCGCACCGGGCGUCUCACCACAAAGAGUGAUGUUUACAGUUUCGGAAUUGUUCUGGUUGAAUUGAUCACAAAGAAAAAGGCAACAGUAAGAAAAGGGGAGACCGGCAUAGUUGAUUGUUUCAUCCAAGCUCUUGCAACAGGGAAGAGAAGGGUGAGAGAGCUGUUCGAUGUUGAAAUCUCAAGCCAGAACAACAUGAAGGUUCUCGAAGGGGUUGCAAAGUUAGCAGGACAAUGUUUGAAGAUGGAAAUGGAUGGACGCCCUGAAAUGAGAGAUGUGGCAGAACGUCUUCGGGCGCUUCGGAAAACUCAAGUUCAAGGGAAACAAACUAUUUUUCCUUGGGGUUGGAGGAACAAGCCAGCAGCUCAGAACAGCUGGCAAUCUUCUAGCUCAGUCAUGCCACAAUCUUUGCCAUCCUACUUGUGCCGCCAUUUCUCACUUACAGAAAUGAAAUCAGCCACAAAAAACUUUGAUGAGUCACACCUUAUUGGUGUGGGUGGAUCUUGUAAUGUUUACUAUGGAAUGAUUGAUGGGGGAGCAACCAAGGUGGCUAUCAAACGCGGUAGAGUUCAGCAGUGUGUGAGUAGAUUGAAAGAAAAGAUAGUGGCGGUGGCAAAGCUCCGCCACCAUCAUCUCGUAUCACUGGUCGGUUACUGCAACGAGGAAAACGAGAUGAUACUGAUCUACGAAUACAUGGCUCGUGGCACCCUGCGUGAGAACCUUUACGCUAACAAAACAGAGGAGCCACCGCUUACUUGGAGGCAGCGUCUAGACGUCUGCAUUGGUGUUGCUCGUGCCCUGCAUUACCUUCACGAGUGUUCCAUCAUCCAUAAUGAUUUGUCGACGACAAACAUUCUCCUAGAUGAGAGAUUGGUUGGCAAGGUUCCAAUUAAAGUCUAUCUGCCACAGGAUAGCACGGGCUUUACCACGCAGCCUGUGGGAAGUAUCGGUUAUAUCGAUCCUGAAUUUUACCGCACUGGGCAACUAACAGAGAAAUCCAAUGUAUAUUCUUUUGGUAUUGUGCUGUUUGAGGUUUUGUGUGCUCGGGCUGCUUAUGAUGGUAGUCUUCCAUGGAGACAAGCUGAUCUGGUAUAUUGCGCCCUUAGUUGCCAGAAGAAGGGCAUCCUUGAUCUGAUUGUCGAUCCCCUUCUUGAAGGAAAGAUUGCUCCGCGGUCCUUGAAGAAGUUUGUGGAGAUUGCUGAGAAAUGUGUAAGUGAUCGUGGUAUCGAUCGCCCUACAAUGCAAGAAGUGUCUGAGAACCUGGAGUUGUGUCUGGCAGAACAAAGCGGAAGCCUUGGCGAUGAGAUGCUGGCUGAAGAUGACACUAAUGGUCCUUCAAGGACAGAACGUUGGCUGCACCUGGAGAUGUACCUUGCAAAACACGAUGCUUUGGAAUGGUCUAGGGAUGCUGGUGGUGUGGAUUCCGAUUCCGAAUUGGCAAUGCCACGAUGA